Messenger RNA from Tricharina praecox, 690 nucleotides. RefSeq lists its product as uncharacterized. Bases 307 to 567 code for a protein of 86 amino acids. Lineage: Eukaryota; Fungi; Ascomycota; Pezizomycetes; Pezizales; Pyronemataceae. The record is from RefSeq and is a predicted model, not a curated record. The transcript has a single exon.
CGUUCCCCUCCCCGUUCCCCUCCCCGUUUCCCUUCCCUUCCCACUCACUCCCCUUUCCCCAGCUUGCAAGAAUCAAGACAACCGGCGCAGAACAAAAAGCUCUUCACAGCACUUCACAGCACUUCGCAGUCCGAGCAAAGCGUCAAAACCCAUUUUAGAAAAACCUCAGCUUUAAUCUCCCCUCCCGCCGCCUCAAUCGCCCCCGGAUCGCAAUCGACGUGCUCUAGAAUCACCGUGCGGGCGUGAGUGUAGCUAAAGCCAGAUCAUCAAAUUUCGCUUCUCCGGUGUGGGUGUGCCCUAUCCCGUAUGCCAUGCAGAUUUUUAUGCACCGUUCCGCCGUGGCUGGCUGGCUGGCUGCGGUACAUACAUAGAGUACACACCGGUACGGUAUGUACCGGGCAUCUAUCUAUGCACGCUGCAGAUGGCCACCCACACACGCUGCAGAGCUGCGCAUACAUGGGAAGUAUGCUGCCAAUCGGCUUGCAAUACCGCUCGAAAUGUAUUCUUGCUCCCGCCGGCGGGUUAACGACGGUUCGCGGGAGGGGGUGGAGGGGAAGUGCCGGCUGAAUGGAGCUCGAAGCGCACGGGUUUGUUUGCAGACUCGAGAUAGAGGAGAUCAAUCUACAAAUUGUCGCAGACGGCCUUCCUAUGUAGACCAGAGAGAGAGAGAGAGAGAGAGAGAGGGAGAGA